This is a messenger RNA of Rhodotorula toruloides NP11, 1401 nucleotides long. Its product is annotated as zinc finger, CCCH-type protein. NCBI's taxonomy places the organism in Eukaryota, Fungi, Basidiomycota, Microbotryomycetes, Sporidiobolales, Sporidiobolaceae. Gene Ontology annotation, molecular function: metal ion binding. The record is from RefSeq and is a predicted model, not a curated record. The transcript is spliced from 16 exons. Bases 1 to 1401 code for a protein of 466 amino acids.
AUGGCUACCGAAGGGUCCGACUCUGUGCUCGGCGCGGUCGAGGAGGACGUCGCGCGCGAGGUCGAGCAGUGGCGCGAGCUGCUCGCGUCUCAGGACGAGUUCGUCGCCAACCUCCUCGCGAACAAGCUCGCCCUGCAGAACCGCCUCGAAGAAGUGCGCAAGGAGCGCAAACAGCUUGAGGCGUCCACCGUGACGCAGCAGGAAGACAGGGAGGAAGUCGCGAGGCUCGCCAGGCUUCGUGAACUCGAGGACGAGGUCGAAAAGUAUCGCAACGAGUACCAAGACCUCAACAAGGCGAUCGACGAGGACCAGUCGAGGCUCGCGUUCCUCGAGACUCAGAGGAGGGAGGCUGCCGAGAGGAGGGAAGAGGCGAAGCGCGAGUCGAAGCCUGGCCGCAAGACGGUCAGGAGGGUCGGUCCGCCUGUCACGCUCGUCCUGAUCAAUGGCUCAGUCGCUCCUUUCGCCGACAAGCUGAUCCAAGCUGGCAAAGAUGGCGGAAAGAAGGCGUCCGAAAUGCUUCGCAAUGAGGUCCAGCUUGACCGCGGCACGGCGGCUGAGAGCGAGAGCGAAGUCAUGGUCUGGGUCUGGUACAACCGUCAGGACCUCGUCGCGAGGCUCCAGGCGGACAGGGUCAUCACCGUUCCGUCGACCUGGCUCAACUUCUCGCAAGGUUUCGCCCGCAUCGUCGGCAACAUGCUUGUCGAUGUCGACCGCAACUCGGUCGCCGAACACAUGACGGCGGUUCUGACCAAGUUCGGCUUCAUGGGCAACGUCGAGAAGAUUUACAUCGCAGGCGUCCACCCGGGCAUGACCAUCCUCCCGCUCGUCCCGCAAGACGAGGAGGGUUCGCCCGAGGAGCUCGACAAGGCCUUCGAGGAGGUCGUCUUGCCGAAGUUCGUCCUCAUCGACCACCGCCCGAAUGAGGAGAAGGACGACCUUGGCGGUCCGACCGUCACGUUUGCCGGCCUCUUCGACAGCUCGAGCAGCCGUCCGAUUGUACCUCCUCUCGUUCAGCAGAGCGAGUCUGUCGGCCUCGGACUCGCUGGACCUUCGACCGCUGCGAGCGUAUCGGCCGAGCCCGAGUGGCAGCACGUCAGCGGGAACAAGCGGUCGACUGGGAAGCGCAAGAUCAACCCGAACAAGGCGCUCGUCAACCAGGACCCACCGGUCUGCUUCUUCCACUAUCUCGUCAAGAGCGGUUGCCGCAACGAGCGAGACUGCCCUCGUGCUCAUGACUACGAGUUGAGUGCCGGCCAAGUGCGCCGCCUAAGGGAGGACGUCGCGAAGCAGCCUUGCCCGAGCAUGCGCAAGACGCGAGAGUGCCGCUGGAAUGAGACUUACCGCCGCGGUACGGGCGAACCGUGCAUAUUCUCCCACGAGUCGAAGUUCUUCCCAAGGUGA